AUGAAGUUUUUAACCUGGGCCAGUUUGGCCUCCCUCGCCGUUGCUACCAAGACGGCACCCAGCUCUCUUGACAUCAACAACCCCAAAUCCAUCAAGGAUGUUUCUGGGACUCUCGCCUUUGACUCCAUGUCCUACUACAGCGGCAACACAUCCUCAGUCCCCAAGGAUCUCGGUGAUCUCCAGGAUCCUUACUACUGGUGGGUAGCUGGUGCCCUCUGGGGCGUCAUGCUCGAUUACUACCACCUCACGGGAGACUACACCUACAACAACGAGAUCAUCAAGGCCCUUCUCAACCCCACGAACCUCGGUGCUGGUCACAACUACAUGCCUGCUGAGCAUGCCGACGAGGAGGGCAACGACGAUCUCUUCUUCUGGGGCUCAGCUGUUCUCACCGCCGCUGAGCGAAACUUCCCUCAGCCCAACAAGAACCUCCCAUCGUGGCUCGACAUCGGCAUCAACGUCUUCAACCAGCUUGUCAGUCGCUGGGACACAAAGGCUUGUGGUGGUGGUCUCUACUGGCAGAUCUUGGAAUCCAAUUUCCAUGGCAUGACUUACAAGAACUCGGUCAGCAACGGCGGUUUCUUCCAGCUCGCCGCCCGUCUCGCCCGCAUCACGGGUGAGCAGAAGUAUCUCGACUGGGCCAACAAGAUCUGGGACUGGUCGUGGCAAGUCAAGUUCGUCAACAACGAGAGCUAUCGUGUCUACGACGGCGCCUCUGUGACGGAUCAGUGUCAAAAGGUCACACCGCACGCUUUCAGCUACACCCAGGGCAUCUACCUUUACGGUGCUGCCGUUCUUGCGAACCACACCCAGAAGCCAGAGUGGGUUGACCGUUCCCAGAAGCUUCUCGCCGGCACAGACUUGUACUUCACCCAGAUGAGCAACUCCACCAACGUCAUGUACGAGUCCGCCUGCGAGACGGUCAUGACGUGCAAUGCGGACAUGUCCACCUUCAAGGGCUACCUGUCACGCUUCAUGUACCUUUCCAUCCAGAUGCAGCCCGCACUGAAGGACCAAGUCCACUCCCGCAUGAUCCCGACGGUCAAGGCCGCCGUCCAAACUUGUGUUGGUGGCAAGACUGGUCGUGAGUGUGGUCAACGCUGGUGGGUUCCCGGCUUCGAUGGAAACACUGGUCUCGGCCAGCAGAUGUGUGCCCUCGAAGCCGUCCAGGGCUUGCUCCUUAACGAAUCCCCUGCACCGCUCAAGGGCAAAGACGUCAAGGUCAUCCGCAGCACCGACUGGGCUGCCAUGGACAGAGACAAGGUCUCCAUCAAGAGCACACCAACAUCAUCCAGCCCCGGCCCAACAGGCACGCAAUCAACAGGAACUACUGACUCUCCAGCUCAGCCUUCCAAGAGCAAGGAUGCUGCCAGUCUUUCCCGGGCUGAUCUUGUCCUUACAUCGUUCAGUGUGGGAAGUGUCCUGUUGUUCCUGGGCUUGGUCUAG
This is a messenger RNA of Fusarium sp. VM40, 1446 nucleotides long. The record is from the annotation of a GenBank genome assembly. NCBI's taxonomy places the organism in Eukaryota, Fungi, Ascomycota, Sordariomycetes, Hypocreales, Nectriaceae.